GAGCGCAGGAGAGCGUCGCUCUGUGCGCGUCUCUCUGUGACCGGAGGGCUCCUUGACGCGCAUCUGGCAUUCGUCCCCGGAGUUACACUAGCUAUAUGGAAACAUGUCCGACGUUCCCCAGGUCGUCAAAAUCGGGAUUUCAUUGAAGAUGCUCCCCAACAACACGGCGGUGUACUUCAAAUCGGACGGGGCCCGGUUCGGACAAACCCGCACCAUCAAACUGCUCACCGGGUCCAAGUACAAGAUCGAGGUGGUCGUUAAACCCGGAGCUGUCCAGGCCACGUCAAUGAGUGUGGGUGCAGUGACCUUUCCCUUGGAGCAGCAAUCUAAAGAUCCUCAGUCUGCCGUCUACACCGGCCUGUAUGAUACAGAAGGAGUAGGACACACGAAGAGUGGAGAAAGGCAACCCGUUCAAAUCAACAUACAGUUCACAGAGGCAGGAAUGUUCGAGACGGUGUGGCAAGUGAAGUACUACAACUACAAUAAGAGGGACCACUGCCAGUGGGGGAACAGCUUCAACAGCAUCGAGUAUGAAUGCAAACCCAACGACACGCGUACGCUCAUGUGGGUCAACAAGGAGAUGUUUAUCUGAUGGCCGUGGAUGGACAAGUCAAUAUGAUUUAACUUUUCUCCGUCCACUCUUUGAAAAGAAAACACACACUUUUCCACUUCUGUGCUGUAAAAGAUGGCAUCUGUUCCUCUGUCAGUGUGCUACAAGUGCAGUGAUGUUGUGAAUCUUUACGUGGGGUUUUGUGUGUUUACAGUGUUAAUCAUACAAAUUUAACCUGUUGGGAUAAUUAUGUGUUUGAAGAAUUUGGAAUAUUUGAGAUUAGGAGAUAAAUAUCUUCUUUUCCCUCAGGGUCUGGUAAUCUUCAAGUGUGGUUAGACUUGUGCGUAUAUACUGUAGCUGUGUAAAAAUGCCUGGGUUUACAUUAACUGUGGUACCAAUGUGGCUUGUCUACAUGUAUAUAUUUUGAGAGUGUGUCUAGAUGCAGGAAUAUUUAUUUCAAAGUCUUUUUUGUACAUUUUGUGUCACUUCUGAGAAUAAGAUAAAGCAAAAUGUACCAUGUUAAAAUUUACCAAAACCAGUAGAAUGAAGAAUUUUCCAUUUUUUAUUCUAAACACUGUCUUUGAGGUUUAAAUCAAACUGUCGAUGAGUAAGGUAUUUUCCAUAUGGUCUUCUUUAGUGACUUGCCAUGCCAUCUUAAGGUGCUAAUAAUUAAAAAUGUUGGGUUAAAAGAUCAGGGCUAAAUAUCAUCUAUAAUUUUAUAAUUUUUAACUAUAAUAUAAUUUUGCAGUGACAUUGGGGCGAAGCUUUUCCAAAUCAGUGCCUCUAAAGCAUUCAAUUAUCUAAAAUGUUAUUGUCAAGUUUUCAACCACCACGCACACCUUUAAUGAUGAAGGGAAAAAAAAAAAGAUUUUGGAAUGAAAUCCUUUUUUGUUUUAUUAUUUUGUGGUAAUAUUUUGAACAUUGUCAGUGGUUGUGGUAGGAAGUGGGGAUUUGUGCCCCCGUCUACAACAUGUUUGUCCUCUCUGCCUCCUCUGAAGGACCUAUGUAUGUCUGUGUUUGAUGAGAAGAAAUCACUAAUGUGAAACAUCCCUCAGCUUUAAUUGUUGAUGACAUAGCCAAUGACUGUUUUUUCUAAUUUUUGUGAUGAAUUGUUAAUUUAUUUAAGUUCCUUUCUAUUCUCUAUUAUUUCAUUUGGAUAAAUUGUUCUUUAAAGUUCAAUAAAUAAAAAAAAACUAUUUUUCUACAGAUAUUUUAAACCUUUGUAAAUUGUGUACAUUUUGAUAGUACAAAAAAAAUACAUUGAUUUACACCCUGAAUUGACCUAUGCAAGAAUAGAAAGCAACAUAAAUGACAUUGAAAUAUAUAGUUAUAGCUAUAACAUUUUCAAUUAAAA
Molecule: messenger RNA, 1904 nt
Organism: Cololabis saira (Pacific saury)
Lineage: Eukaryota; Metazoa; Chordata; Actinopteri; Beloniformes; Belonidae
Gene: cnrip1b
Product: cannabinoid receptor interacting protein 1b
Exons: 3
Coding region: 104-592 (162 amino acids)
Biological process (GO): negative regulation of signaling receptor activity
Cellular component (GO): plasma membrane
Molecular function (GO): type 1 cannabinoid receptor binding
Source: RefSeq, a predicted model, not a curated record